CUGCAGACCGGUCUUCACUGGCAAGCUCAACACCCCAGUCUUCAGUGGGGAACUGCUGAACAGGCACAGAGGCACCUGCAUGCCUUCAGACCAGUCCGAACUUCUGGAUGGUGACCACGAAGGACUGGCUUGACUUUGCUUGCUCUGAGGCUGCAGCAGCUAAGUGAUUCUGUGACCUCUGACAGGAGCCAGCAGAAGGGAUACAGAAACAUGGAGUAUAUGACGGAAUCCGCCGACCGCACCCCUGGACACAUCUUGUGCUGCGAGUGUGGUGUCCCAAUCAGUCCAAAUCCUGCCAAUAUUUGUGUGGCCUGUUUGCGAAGUAAAGUAGACAUCAGCCAAGGCAUUCCGAAGCAGGUCUGUGUGUCUUUCUGCAAGCAAUGUCAAAGAUAUUUCCAGCCACCAGGAACUUGGAUACAGUGUGCAUUAGAAUCCAGGGAACUUCUUGCUUUGUGUUUGAAAAAAAUCAAAGGCCCUCUGAGUAAGGUACGGCUUGUAGAUGCAGGUUUUGUUUGGACUGAGCCCCAUUCUAAGAGACUUAAAGUUAAACUGACUAUUCAGAAAGAGGUAAUGAAUGGUGCUAUCCUUCAGCAAGUGUUUGUGGUGGAUUAUGUUGUUCAGCCUCAGAUGUGUGGAGAUUGCCACAGAGUAGAAGCUAAAGAUUUCUGGAAGGCUGUGGUUCAAGUGAGGCAAAAGACUUUGCACAAAAAAACCUUCUACUAUCUGGAACAGUUGAUUUUGAAAUAUGGAAUGCAUCAGAAUACACUUCGUAUCAAAGAAAUUCAUGAUGGGCUGGAUUUCUAUUAUUCCUCAAAACAGCAUGCUCAGAAGAUGGUAGAAUUUCUUCAGUGUACAGUUCCCUGUAGACACAAAGCCUCACAGAGACUGAUCUCUCAGGAUAUCCAUAGUAACACAUACAAUUACAAAAGCACUUUUUCUGUGGAAAUUGUUCCAAUUUGCAAGGAUAAUGUUGUUUGUCUGUCUCCAAGACUGGCACAAAGCCUUGGAAAUAUGAACCAGAUUUGUGUGUGUAUUCGAGUAACCAGUGCCAUCCAUCUCAUAGAUCCAAAUACCCUUCAAGUUGCAGAUAUUGAUGGAAGCACUUUCUGGAGUAACCCUUUCAAUAGUUUAUGCCAUCCCAAACAGCUAGAGGAAUUUAUUGUGAUGGAAUGCAGCAUAGUCCGAGAUUUAAAACGCAGUGCCGGGGCUGGAAUGAUAUCAAAAAAGCAUAUGCUUGGGGAAGUCUGGGUACAGAAAACAUCCGAAAUGAAUACAGAUAAACAGUACUUCUGUCGCACUCAUUUGGGACAUCUUCUAAAUCCUGGAGACCUGGUAUUGGGAUUUGAUUUGGCCAACUGUAACUUAAAUGAUGAGCAUGUCAAUAAAAUGAACUCAGAUAGAGUCCCAGAUGUGGUGUUAAUCAAGAAGAACUAUGACCGUACCAAACGUCAGCGUCGUAGAAACUGGAAACUGAAAGAGCUUGCAAGAGAGAGAGAAAACAUGGAUACAGAUGAUGAAAGGCAAUACCAAGAUUUCCUUGAAGAUCUUGAAGAAGAUGAGGCAAUUAGAAAAAAUGUAAACAUUUAUAGAGAUUCAACCAUUCCUGUGGAAAGUGACACGGAUGAUGAAGGAGCACCUCGAAUUAGUCUGGCUGAGAUGCUUGAAGACCUUCAUAUUUCCCAAGAUGCUACUGGUGAAGAAGGUGAAUCGAUGAUGACACAAUGAGAUUGGGUUGUAGAUGAUUUCCAUAUCUGUAGGCUCAGGAUGUUGGACAAAAUAACUUUUAUUGUCUAUUCCAUUUGUGCUUCCAUAUUGAGAGAGGAGAAAUUUAGUUUUAAACUUGAAUAAAUGGGACUAUUUUGAUUGCUCAUUCAGAGCACUGAAAGAGAUUGAUGGCUUUGAAGUUUUAGAUAAAAGAUUAUGGAGAAUGUAAUUAUUACAGAUAUUUAGGCCAUUUUGCGUGUGGAAUUUUAUAAGUUUGCCUUUUUAGGAGACCCUACUCUUUUCCAUACUGUAGCACUGGAUUUCAAAUCUUAAAAGUUGUGAUUAUUUGGAGGUUACCUAAAUCUUGAAUCAUAAAACAAGCUUUACAUUCAUUUUGCAUCGAUUGCUUUAGUAAAAGUGCAUAUGAAGAAUCAUUUUUAAUAGGAACUUUUUAUGUACUUUGAUCAUUUUUAUGUCAUUGGGGUAGGUAAGUUGUGGUUCAGUUUAUUCCUGGACAUUCGGGAGAAGUUAUUCAAAAUGUUAACAUCUUCAAAAGCUGUUAAAUUGGGGAUUAUCUUGAUUUUUAUUACAGAAGAAAAUAUGUUUAAAAUAUGUAUGGAUUUGUAGCAAACAUAGACUUCUUAAAGGUUAACAAUGUGUACUUUCGUUAUUUUUGCUCAGGCCAGCAGCUUAGAGCAGUAGCUUAUGUCAUAAAAAUGUCUUCCUAUCACUUCAAACAUUUUUGCUUUUAAAAUUUUGGUUUACAAAUUGAGAAGGAAGGAAUUUUCUUCAUAUUAAGUUUUCUGUCAUUGAGUAGAUCACCAUCAAAAAGAAUAUUUGAAUCCAGCAUAUACAUGAUGAAAUAAUGAAAAUGAUCUUUAUGCUUUAUAAAACCGUGAAUCAGACUUGAAUGAGAAAUACCUUCCACUCUUUGAAAGAAAAACAUUGGCUUGAAUUUUAAAGUGUUCUGAGAAUGAAGUAUUAAGAUCCUAUUUCUAUAAGCAAUAUCAGACUUACUAAGUAUGCCAGAACCAAGAGCUAAUUCAUAAACUCUAGGAAUACCACUAAAUAAGGCAAUUAAGUGAGUGCUGAAUGGAGCAUUUUCCUUUUUUUAAGAUUAGACUCCCCAGUUCUGAAGUUAUGGAUAAAGGCCUGAAGUUUUUAUAGUGGCUCCUGUUCUCUCUGCAUAUUUAAAGUUUUCACUUGUGGUUUGGUUUACCUCUUGUAUGUCAAGACUUUAAGAAGCAUGAAAUAAAAACAUUUUCCCCUUU
Lynx canadensis (Canada lynx) is the source of this 2975-nucleotide messenger RNA. RefSeq names its product NMD3 ribosome export adaptor (gene NMD3). Gene Ontology annotation, molecular function: ribosomal large subunit binding. The coding region runs from base 211 to 1725 and encodes 504 amino acids. Lineage: Eukaryota; Metazoa; Chordata; Mammalia; Carnivora; Felidae. Gene Ontology annotation, biological process: ribosomal large subunit export from nucleus. The transcript is spliced from 17 exons. Gene Ontology annotation, cellular component: cytoplasm; nucleus. The record is from RefSeq and is a predicted model, not a curated record.